Molecule: messenger RNA, 1215 nt
Organism: Cucurbita pepo subsp. pepo (vegetable marrow)
Lineage: Eukaryota; Viridiplantae; Streptophyta; Magnoliopsida; Cucurbitales; Cucurbitaceae
Product: protein CUP-SHAPED COTYLEDON 3-like
Biological process (GO): regulation of DNA-templated transcription
Molecular function (GO): DNA binding
Source: RefSeq, a predicted model, not a curated record
AUGUUCUAAGUUUCAAAGCUUUUAAGCUCUUAAAAUUCUCUUUAUUAUUUCCCAAUAACUCAUAUCUCUCUCUACAAAAUGUUUGGAAUUGAAGAAGUUAUUGAUGAACUAAAUGGAGAAGAAGCUGAUAAUGCUAAGGAAAGGCAUAGAUUAUUGCCACCAGGCUUUAGGUUUCACCCUACUGAUGAAGAACUCAUUGCCUUUUAUCUUGCUUCAAAGGUCUUUAAACCUUCAAAUUUUCAUGGUGUCAAUAUUGCUGAAGUUGACCUCAAUAGAUGUGAGCCUUGGGAGCUUCCAGAUGAGGCAAAGAUGGGAGAGAAAGAAUGGUAUUUCUUCAGCUUAAGAGUGAGGAAGUAUCCGACAGGAUUAAGAACCAACAGAGCCACAGUGGCUGGUUACUGGAAAGCCACAGGGAAAGACAGGCAAAUUCACAGUAGUUCCAAUGGAGUGAAGCUUGGAACAAAGAAAACUCUCGUGUUCUACAAAGGAGGAGCUCCAAGAGGCACUAAAACCAAGUGGGUUAUGCAUGAAUAUCGUCUCCACUCUGAUCUUGCUUCCCCUAAUGCCUGCAAGGAUGAAUGGGUUCUAUGCAGAAUAAUUCACAAAUCAGGAGAGAAGACAAAACCAAGAUCCUUCCAACAACAACAAACAUGUCACCAAGAAUCAUCUCCCUUGUCGGUCCCCUCUCCCAUUUCUCCGCCGCCAUUACUACUCGACACAUCUCAAACCAUAGACCAUAACAACAUCCGCCUCCAAGCAGCUCUACACAACCUUCACCGCCAUGAAAAUGGCCUCGACAGCUUCAACAUGAACAACCCACAUUUCAUGUUCCAACCAAACCCCUUUCCAUUUGGCUUAAAUCUCGACACCCAUUUCUGCCCGCCGUCAAUUCAGGGGACCAACACCGACUUUCAUGGCCAUUUUAACCCACAGUUGUUGUUCGAAGGCGGCGGAGGAGGUAGUCGGGAGGCGUCGAGCUUUGCUGUGGAUGGUGGCGCGUUGGUUGAUGUGGCUGCUUAUGCUGGUGGUCGUGGUGAGUUGGAUGAGAAUUGGAGCGGAGGGAGGUGAUGAGAUGUUUGCGUUAGAUUAUAAUUGUUAUUCUCCACCUGUAUGGAUAUGGAACGAUACAACCACGAAAUGUUUACGAAAUGGUUAGGAUAUGGAACGAUAUUUGUACGGAUCCCCAAGCAUUUUUGCUUCGUGGUGUUGGAUGAU